GGGAGCUAAUUCAUUUAUAUGUCACGUGACUUUCCUUCGGCCAUCUUGUGGAGCAGACAAGUGCACCGGCAGCAAUGUUGUCAACGAGGGCUGCUAGAAGCCUUGCUAGCUGUCUGAAAGGACAGGGACGAUAUUAUAGUGCAGUACAACCUGCUGAAUCAGUUAUACCACAAUUUGAAGUACCCCAAUUGGCAAAGGAACCACCAAAGGUGACAACAAGGGAUGAUGGUUUAACUAUUGCUGCAAUUGAGAAUGCUUCUCCCAUAUCAAGAGUUGGGAUGGCCGUGCAGGCAGGUGCACGGUUUGAAAAUGCAGGCUAUAAUGGCAUCACGCAUUUCCUAAGAAAUGCCCUUGCUGUGACAACUGCCUCGGCACACAGUGUAUCUAUUGUCAGAGAGCUCCAGAAAUAUGGCUGCAACUUUAGUUGUACUUCAAAUAGAGAAUACUUAUUUUAUCAAGUUGAAGGCACAAGAGACAACAUAGAAGUGGGCAUCGACAUCAUGACAUCUGUUUUAACCGAGCCACUAUACUACAAACAUGAGAUUGCAAAAGUUGCAGAACUUGUGGAAUUAGAUAAUCGAAGCUUACAACCUGAAGCUUUACUAAUGGAAGACUUGCAUGCAACAGCAUUCAAGGGUGGUAUGGCAAACUCCAUCUUUUGUCCUUCAUACCAGGUUAAAGAGAUCACGUCAGAUAUGAUGCAUGCAUACAGACUGUCACUCUUCAGGGAAGCAAGGAUGGCAUUUGUAGGUGUUGGAGUGAAGUCAGAUUUCAUGACAGAAAAAGCAAAGGAGUUUCCUGCUAGUCUAGAUUUAGUUGGUGUGGCACAAGAAAUACCCACAAAAUAUGUUGGCGGUGAAAACAGAGAGCCAACAGGUGGAAAUCUGGCAUAUGCUUAUCUUGUGACAGAAGGACCAAGUAGCAUGAACAGCAAAGAUGCAGCAUCUGCAGCAGUGCUACAGUUUGUAAUGGGUGCAGGUCCCUCAGUCAAAUACAGCCCUGGAAUUGUCAGUCGACUGGGCAAAGCUGUGUAUUCUGCAUUAGGAAGUGAAGACUUUGCAGUGUCUGCUAUAAAUCUACCCUACUCUGACACUGGUUUAUUUGGAUUCUCUGUAACUGGAAAUGCCCAAGAUAUGGGGACUAUUAUGAAGGCAGCAGCUGGAGAAUUUGCUGCUGUGACAAAGAAUGAUGCCAUAUCUGACCAGGCAGUUACCAUUGCCAAGAAUCAACUCAAAUCAGCCAUUAUGAUUAACUGUGAUGACUCGUCCAGUGUAUUUAACAACAUGGCAGUAGAAUGCCUCGUGACAAAAAAAGUAUCUGAUGCGGCCGCAUUAUUGCAGAUUGUGGACAGUGUAUCGACAGCAGAUGUUGCUAAUGCUGCAAAGAAGAUUAUCAAUGGGAAGCCAACCCUGGUCAGCAGAGGAAACCUCACCUGGAUGCCGCGUUUGGUAGAUCUGAUGUAGAGUCAUAGGAUGUAUUCUCCAAAUUCCUUGGCGUGCAUUGUUUUAGUUCAAUGAGAACAAAGACCUAUUGUUGGGACAAGGUUAUGUUGCAGAAAACAAUUCAUGUAACAUAUCCAUAAACGAAGUGCAUUGAAAAUAGUGUUUGAAUGGACAUUUAUAAAAAUUGUUGUCAAAAAAAAAAUUGAAAAAAAUCUUAAUAAAGGAUGUAUUUAUUACAUGUCA
Messenger RNA from Pecten maximus, 1685 nucleotides. RefSeq names its product cytochrome b-c1 complex subunit 2, mitochondrial-like. Gene Ontology annotation, molecular function: metal ion binding. Lineage: Eukaryota; Metazoa; Mollusca; Bivalvia; Pectinida; Pectinidae. Bases 75 to 1463 code for a protein of 462 amino acids. The transcript is spliced from 14 exons. The record is from RefSeq and is a predicted model, not a curated record. Gene Ontology annotation, cellular component: mitochondrion.